This is a messenger RNA of Ananas comosus (pineapple), 2395 nucleotides long. Its product is annotated as tryptamine hydroxycinnamoyltransferase 1-like. Bases 887 to 2275 code for a protein of 462 amino acids. Gene Ontology annotation, molecular function: acyltransferase activity, transferring groups other than amino-acyl groups. Lineage: Eukaryota; Viridiplantae; Streptophyta; Magnoliopsida; Poales; Bromeliaceae. The transcript has a single exon. The record is from RefSeq and is a predicted model, not a curated record.
UCUGUUAGAUGCCGUAGUAUGCGUUGUUAAAAGUUAAGAACUCUAGAAUAAGAGCUGAUUAACCAAAUUUAGAUCUACAGGGAGUACUUAGGGUCACAUCAAUUUGAGUAAUGUGUAUAAAAUGUUGCUUGAUCACACACGCAUCUUUCUCAUGUAAGAUAGAUGCUAUUGACUUGCCGAUCUAUCUUUUGUUUUGGGCUCUUGCAUUGGGCAUAUUUGUCGGUCAGUUCGUGUUCGGAACGCCCGGAAAAAGAACACUUCAUCUGCAGGUCCAACUGCAACAUCUGCUUAGAACUACGACAAAUCAAACAAAACUUUUGGAUUUGUCUACUGUUUAACCUGUAAUGCCGUGUAUGAUGAGCACUCACAAGUAACACACCUAAAUGAAGUCACUUAAGUUUUGAUUCUUAAUUUUGAGGAGAUUUGUAAAGUCAAACAGUGUUGAUACUUCUCUAAGCAAUAUUCUUUUUCUGUUUCUCUUGCUAGUGCAUAGAAGUGUUAAGAUAGAGGAGUUAUCUUUUACUAGAUCGAUUUUUUGGGUAAUACGGUAGCAUCAGUGUUCCAAGGUUCUCGAGUUCAAUUUCUCUGAGGCUUGGUGUAUUUAACACUCACCAUAAUACAUUUUGAAUCGUUUCUCACUAGAUCGAUCUUUGGAUGACAAAAAAAUAAUUAAUACCAGUUGCAUCUAGGUUGACUUAUUUUGUGCCCAUCCAAAAUCCCUUCCAGGGAGCAAGAAUACACUUUCUUGUUCAAACUUUACUGCGCUUGCAACACAACAAAGCCAAAACUGCACCAGAUAUAGCUUCCUCCCUCUUGUCCUACUCCAAAGUCCAAACCUACUGCUAUUUUUGGAGCUUUCCAUGAACAAUAAAUACCCAGUUUCUAGAUGUUAGCAUGCAGAGUUAUCCUCUUCCUGGCCUGGACUUUACACGGCUCUAUUUCCUGUAUAAAUUUGUCCCCUUGUUCUCUCCUUCACGGUGCCUCAACCAACAUGGAUGUCCAUGUACUGAGUUCCCGCGUUUUACGCCCCGGCGAUCCGAAUUCCGCACCCUCGAAAGCGCCCCUCACCGUCUUCGACCGCUUCGCCUCCAACAUCUACAUCGCCGUCCUCUUCGCCUUCUCCCCUCCGACCCCGCCCAAUGACGCACUUAUCGCCGGGUUAUCCAAAACCUUGCUGCUCUUCCCUACCCUCGCAGGCCGGCUCGACGACAGCCGCCGUCUCCGCCGCCCAUGCCUUAUUGUCGGCGGCUGUGGUGGCGGUGCGCUGGUGGUGGAGGCCGCGGCGUCCUCAAACUUAUCGGACCAUUUGCCCCUCGAGGUGUCGCCGGAUUUUCAGCUACUGCACCCUUCCCCCGCCAGCGCUGUCCAUGUGUUUCAGGUCCAGCUCAACCGGUUCGCUUGCGGCGGGCUGAUAAUCGGCGCCACCGCACACCACAGGGUCGCCGACGGCCAGUCGAUGAGCAUCUUUUUCACCGCGUGGGCACAAACCGUGCGUGGGGCAUUCGUCGACCGUCCGCCCGUCUAUGACCAGUCCUGGCUCAAGCCACGCUGCCCGCCGCAUUGCGAGUUCAACCACUGGGGUCUCGAGUUCACGCCACUGAACAGUUCCUCGGUAAACCAAAUCGACGUCGACCCAAGUGAAAUAACCAACAUGUUGAUCCGAUACUCUGCCGAUUUCAUUCAAAAGCUGCGUCGAAAGGCCGAAGGAAAGUACACCACAUUCGAGACUCUGAUCGGCCACCUAUGGCGGAAGAUAACGGUCGCCCGUCGGCUCGAAGAUCGAGUGCAAACUAUGGUCAGGGUUUCCGUAAACGGUAGAACAAGACUAAAACCUCCGGUACCGAACGAGUUCUUCGGCAACUUGGUCCUCAAUGCGUACCCGCAAGCAACCGCAAAGGACCUCAUUGACGAAGGCCUACCGGGUGCGGCGAUGAUGAUCCACGAAGCAAUACGUAGAGUCGAUGAUCGGUACAUCCAAUCGUUCAUCGACUUCGGGGAGCUGUACGGGGACGAGGAACUCGUGCCGGUGUACGACGUUGACGGGAACGUGCUGUCGCCGAUGCUCGAAGUUGAUAGCUGGCUCAGGUUUCGAUUCGAAGACGUCGACUUCGGCGGCGGAGGCGCGCUGCGCGCGUUUUUGCCGACGUGGGUGCCGUUUGAAGGGCUGGUGAUGGUUCUACCUGGGUUUGGUGAGGAUGGGGGGAUAGAUGUGUUUGUUACCUUACUGGAGGAGCAUGCUAAGAUGUUGAGGCAAAUUUCUCACUCCUUAGAUUAGGUUAGAUUUGCUUGGUUCUUCAAUAUUUAGGUGCAAAAUAACACUAUGAAUAAUUCAAAUAAUGAAGGAAAAAUAAUAGUUUCGAAGCUUUUGUAGUACAUGAUCAAGCUAAUAGAUAAA